CCCAUUUAUUUCCAUUCCUACCUCUCUCUCGACUUCCUCUCUUCCUACAACUUUGCCGUGAGAAUCUUGAGUGUGAUUUUUCUGCUUCUUUUCUUGUCAUUUCUCACUUCUCUCUGCCCGUAACCCAUUUUUCCAAUAACUGAAUCUGAUUCAACGGUUGAAACUGAGUUAUUAAGGACUGUAAGAUCAAAUCGAAUUGUCAAAUAUGUGUUGGUACUGAGUUAAAUAUCUGACCACAAUGAGUCCCUUUAGUUACGAAUAAAAUUGCAUUUUGUAAAUUACCAAAAGAAGAUUUAAAGUUUCAAAAUUUCAAUCUUUUUUAAAAUUUUAAAACAUUAAUCUUCUAUCUAUUUACUUUUUCAUUCAGUUAUUGUUCGGAGUACUCGAUUUAUAGCAACCGUUCUUUUUUUUUUCUUUUUCCAAUGGCAUUGAGCACCCAAAGAGCCUCUGCAUCUUUUGUUUCGAAUGAAUCCGCUCCUCGAUGGAAGUAUGAUGUGUUUUUGAGUUUUAGAGGUCUAGACACCCGCAAGGGUUUUGUAUCUCAUUUAUACCAUGAAUUGUGCAAGUGCCAAGGAAUUACAACUUUCUUUGACGAUCGAGAGCUUGAAGGAGGAACAAGUAUUCAUCUUGAGCUCCCGAGUGCAAUCAAGGAAUCACAUAUUGCAAUCGUUGUUCUCUCACCAAACUACGCUUCUUCCAAAUGGUGCUUGAAUGAACUUACAACCAUUCUUCAAUGCAUGGAAGCCAGGAACACAGUUCUGCCAGUCUUUUAUGAGACAGAUCCAUCUGACGUUGGAAAUCAGAGGGGGUCUUUUGCCAAAGCCUUCGAUGAGCAUGAAGAAAAGUUCAUUAGUACCGAAGACAAGAUGAAGGUGACCCAGUGGAGAGAAGCUCUGAAAAAAGUAUCCAAAAUUUCUGGGUGGCAUUCGAAGGAAUCUAAGUGUGAAAGGGAGCUUGUUGAAAAAAUCGUCCAAAGCGUGUGGAGGAAAGUGCAAGCUACAUUCACAUUGUUAGAUUCUUCACAGAAAUUUGUUGGGGUUAAUUUUAGGCUUGAGCAACUAAGUUCGCUAUUAGCUCAUGAUGCGAAUGAUGUUCGCUUUAUAGGGAUAACGGGGAUGGGUGGCAUAGGUAAGACAACCCUUGCUAAGCUAGUUUAUGAUAAAAUCUUCCAUCAUUUUGAAGUUCAUUCCUUCCUAGGAAACAUUAGAGAGGUUUCUAAAAAAGACCGUACUCUAAUUGGUCUUCAAGAAAGACUUCUUUCUCCGAUGUUGAAGGAAAAGGUUAAAGAAAUUUGGGAUGAAGAGUGCGGAAUCAUUUUCAUUAAGAAGUGCUUACGCAAUAAAAAGGUUCUUCUCCUACUCGAUGAUGUGGAUGAUUUAAAACAACUAGAAGUACUGGCUGGAAAUCAAAGUUGGUUUGGUAUGGGAAGUAGAAUUGUGAUUACGACUAGAAAUGAAGGGUUGCUAGUCCAACAUGGUAUAGCAACAUCAUAUAAGAUGCAGGGGUUGAAUUACUGCGAAGCACUUGAGCUCUUUAGUCUGAAUGCCUUUAGGAAAGAACAACCCGAGAAAGACUUUUUGGAACUCUCAGAGCAUUUCCUAAAAUAUGCUAGAGGCCUUCCACUAGUUCUUAAAACAUUGGGGUCUUUUUUGCAUACGAGGGGUCAGGAUGCAUGGAAGAGUGUAUUGGAUAAUAUUCAUACGGUUCCUGAUCCAACAAUUUUCAAUACACUCAAAAUCAGUUAUGACGGACUAGAGGACAUGGAGAAGGGAGUUUUUCUCGAUGUUGCAUGUUUCCACAAAGGGAAGUGCAUGAAGCAAGUUAUUCCAAUACUAGACAAUUCUUUUGAAGUUUCUAGUAGUAUUAUGAUCGAUCUACUAAUUGAGAAAUCUCUCUUAACUGUUGAAAAACGCAUCCAAUAUGAUAAUUCAGCCAAGUACUUCAUAGGGAUGCAUGAUUUGAUACAAGAAAUGGCAUGGACAAUUGUUGGUCAAGAGUCUAAAGAGCCCGGUCUACGGAGUAGGUUGUGGCUUCCCGAUGACAUUUUUCAUAUAUUCACGACCAAUACGGGAACAAGAGCUAUUGAAGGUAUAGGAUUACAGCUACCUGAAAUAGAAGAGGUGCACUGGAGUUGUGAAGCCUUCUCUAAUAUGCAUGGAUUGAGGUUUCUAGAAUUGGACAAUUUGAUCAUUUCUUCAAGUCCCAAGUUUCUUCCAUGUUCUUUGAGAAUUAUAAUUUGGAGUUGGUAUCCUUCCAAGUCUCUUCCACCAAGCUUUCACCCUCGUUUCCUUACCGAACUAAGAAUGCGUCAUAGCAAACUUGUUCGUUUAUGGGAUGGAAAAGAGAACUUUCCCAAGUUGAAAUGUAUUGAUCUGAGCUACUCAAAUAAAUUGAUUGGCAUCCCAGAUUUCACUGGUCUUCCAAAUCUUGAGGAGUUGAUUCUUAUGUGGUGUAAGAAUUUGGUUGAGAUUCACCCAUCUAUUGCAGUUCUUAAAAAACUUAAAGAUUUGAAUCUUUGUGGCUGUAAAAGUAUUAAGAGCCUCCCAAGUAAGGUAGAAAUGGAUUCUCUUGAGUCUUUAAUUCUUACUGAAUGCUCCAAAGUGAAAAAGAUCCCAGAAUUUUCAAACCAGAUGAAAAGUUUGUCCACGCUUUUUUUACGUGGGACUGCGAUUGAGAAAUUACCUUCAUCGAUUGAACAUCUGGUUGGCCUGACUAAACUGAGUAUCAAUACGUGCACAAAAGAGCCAUUUGUUAAUAUGAAAAAUCUCAAAUUUCUUGGGCUUUCUGGACAAGUUGGUAAACCAAGGGAUGAUUGGAGCCUUGUCCGUUUAAUUGGAACUAGAAAGAGUGAUGUUCCUUGUCCAGGUAUGGUGUUGUCUUCUUUAUAUCAUUUGCGUUGUUUGGAGGAGUUAAGACUACGUUAUUGUGAUCUUGGUGAAGGUGAUAUCUCCGAUGAUAUUGGUUGCUUGUCCUCUUUAAAACAGUUAGAUCUUAGUGGAAACAAUUUUGUUACCCUUCCUGCAAGCAUCAAAUGCCUUUCUCGACUUGAGCAUCUUUGUUUGACGGGGUGCCAAAGACUCGAGCAACUGCCAGAUCUUCCGCCAAAUAGGAAAUUACACGUAUAUGUAACUGAUUGUACUUCAUUGAAAAGGUUGUCGGAUCCAUCCAAUUUGUAUGAUUUUGCUUUCAGUUCUCUGAAUUGCAUUACAUUGGUGGAAGAUGAAACCUGGAUCAAAACAAUAUAUUCAAGGAUCGUGAGAUACGCAACUGAGAAAAUCUAUAGUUUUUAUAAUCAUAUUGUCUGCCCCGGAAAGGAGAUUCCCGAGUGGUUCAACAAUCAAACUUCGGGACAUGCGCUAGAUGUGGAGCUACCUCCGCAAUCGUGUAGCAGCUGGAUGGGGAUUGCUUUUUGUGUUGUUUUUGCACAACCUAAGGAGAUCUUGCGUCUUCUUCAAAAACAAAAGGAGAACUGGCCAAAUCUAGCUGACCUUGAAAUUGAUGGAUUCUUGAUUCGGUGUUUACCUCGGACUAACCGUAAACAGAGUACAUGGAGUACAGGGUCCUUUAAAUGGCCUCUUGUUUCUGAACACCUUUGGAUAUUCUAUUUGCCUCGCAAAGAAUGUCUUCAAGAACAGUUUCUAUUUAAAACUUAUUAUACACUCGGAAUGAACGAAUGCAAAGUGAAUGUGGUGAAGAAGUGCGGGGCUCGUUUGGUGUACGAGCAAGAUUUGAAAGAACUCAAACGAACACUGAAAAUCUUGAAGUGAACAUAUGAAUAUUGUAAAGAAGCAGCUUCAAGCCAAAGUCGUAGUUUUGACGACAAAGAACAUACCCGCAGAAGGCACAAGGAAGACAAAUAAUUGUUUCAUGCUCAAUGUCUCAGAGUUUACUCAGAAUCCAUGUUAGUAAGUCACAGCAUAACCUGCAUAAAUUUGAGUAUUACUUUUUUACUCUUGAGCUAUAGAAUUUUAACUAGUGACGAUGCCCGCGCAAUGUUGUGGGUAUUAAAACUGUAUAAAACAUGUUGAAAGUUCUAAAUAGCUAUGAUAUGCAACAGUAUUUACAUUCA
This is a messenger RNA of Pyrus x bretschneideri (Chinese white pear), 4069 nucleotides long. Its product is annotated as TMV resistance protein N-like. Gene Ontology annotation, biological process: defense response; signal transduction. The record is from RefSeq and is a predicted model, not a curated record. Gene Ontology annotation, molecular function: ADP binding; protein binding. The coding region runs from base 423 to 3767 and encodes 1114 amino acids. The transcript is spliced from 6 exons. NCBI's taxonomy places the organism in Eukaryota, Viridiplantae, Streptophyta, Magnoliopsida, Rosales, Rosaceae.